AUGAGUGAAGGUUUUCUCAUCGGUUUCUAUCAAUUAUCUCCCUAUUGGCAUACGAAUGAUAUUAACUAUGCUGAACGACAGGCCUAUGUCAAUGCUACAUUAUUCUUUUUUACUGUACCACAACAUAAUCAAUCACUUAAACAUGUUGUCGGUUGGGAUAAUAAUGAUUAUCAAAUCGAUAUAUCGACUGAACGCGGUGUUGAAGAGUAUACACGCUUGAUCAAUCGAUGGGCACAACUUGAUAUAACAAGCAUUACUUUUGCACCAUCGAAUUCCAAUGUAUCACGACGUGAUCAGGGUACUGAUGAUUGGGGAUGGGAGAGUGUGUUGUGGAUGAGUUUAGGCGAAAAAAUUCGAUUAAAACAAUGGAAACCUUAUCAUGAUUCGAUACCACCAACAGUUCAAUAUCUAUUAGAUUAUGCGGCAACGAAACAAGUCAAAUUAGUAUCAUAUGUUUAUCCAACCUUAGGUUACCGUCUCAAUGGACAAGAUCAAGCAUGGUUGAUUGAAAACCCACAUUGUCGAAAUUUGUGUGCGUCUUUGGCUAGUGUAGAAUUUCAACAUUAUUUUCUUCAAUUAUUGAUUGAUUUUGCGCAAGUUACAGAUAUUGGUGGCUAUGCUUGGGACUAUAAUUAUUUCUUUGAUACAAAUCAUACAAUCUAUUCAAAAUGGCGUAGUUGGCAAUGGAUCCUUAUUCAAUUACUUUUAGCUCUACCUCAUCUAAUCAUGGAUCAUCGUUAUGGAUCCCAAUAUGAUGGACCAUGGUCUUGGAUAACUUUGAAUGGUUAUACAUCGGCUCUACUCGCCGAUGAAAAUCCCGAGACAUAUCCGAUUCGUUAUCCCUCUUUACAUACUGACAAAAUUGCAGCAAAUUUCAUGCUUCCAGGUAAUCGUGAAUUACGUUUAGAACAUUUUGCAUCAAUGGAUAGUAUUCCAGGUUUUAUUGGACAUCAAUCGGAACGUUUUUCAGUUUAUGGUGGUUUGCCAUGA
This is a messenger RNA of Rotaria sp. Silwood2, 990 nucleotides long. The record is from the annotation of a GenBank genome assembly. Lineage: Eukaryota; Metazoa; Rotifera; Eurotatoria; Philodinida; Philodinidae.